AUGGAGGCCCUGAUCGCGCUAGUGCAGCGAUUUGCGGCAACUGCCGCGCCGGAUCGGCUGCUGGUACACGCAACGAUCGAAAUUCUUCGGCUACACUACACCACCCGCAACAACAACCAGCUAUACUUUGCCUGGGACGUAUCGGACCCCAAGCUGCGCUUCCGCCAGAUCGACAUGAUCGAUCGGUUGCUGCGGCACCUCGAUAACCGCCUCGGUUUACUCCUCGAAACCGGUGGCGCCGGUUUCACGGACGAGAUGCACAAAACCGAAUGGGAUACGGCGGAGGAGGAGGAGGAUCCGGAUGCACCGGGUCAUGGCAAGGGCCAGGCGGUUGAGUCUCGGUUGCGGCUGCAGCAGCAGCAGCAGCUGAAGCAACGUACCCACAGUCUAUUCGUGGUGGACGAUAUUGCCGCAUUUCAGCGCGUCAGCCAGGCGCUCGGUCGGCGGUCGGGCAUGUUCGACCAGUCCGGCUACUACACGGUCGUAGUGACGGAUCCGUCAGGGCACGGACACGAAUCGGCCACGAGCACCAUCCUGACCACACUGUGGGCGCACUACAUAGUGAACGUGGUGGUAUUGGUGGCGGCCAGUGGUAGCAAUGCCACGAGCACCCCCCUCUACACCUACUUCCCGUACGGUGAGCGGCACUGCGAGCAGGUCCGGCCCAUCCUCUGGAAUGUCUUCGAUUUAGCCACCGGUGGCUUCGUGCACCGCAAACGCUCGCUCUUUCCACCGAAGCUGCACAACUUCUUCGGCUGCCAGUUGUCGGUCGCUAGCUUCAGUCUGUACCCAUUCAUCAUACCGAAGGGUGCACAGCUGGAAGGCAUGGAGGGGUCGGUGCUGCGCACGUUAGCCCAACGUCUCAGCUUUCGCCCACGCGUCAUCAUGGCCGAUCCACCGGAAUGGGGCAUACCGGGCCCACUGCCUGAGAAUGCCACCGGAGCCGCUGGAAUGGUGCGACGCAAGGAGGUAAACUUCACGAUCGGCUACUGGGCCACGACCAAGCGCCGGAACCGCUUCAUGGCGAACAGCUUCUCCUACUACACGUCCCAGAUCGUGCUGGCCGUACCGCCGGGUCGAUCGUACGGUUCACUUGAGAAGCUACGCUUCCCAUUCCAGCCGCCUACCUGGGCGCUCGUGGUAGGCUCGCUGUUGGUCGGUACCGGCGUCAUAUGCGGUGCGAAUCGCAGUGCUUCACCCACCGUUCGCAGGCUGCUGUACGGUCGUGCCGAUCCCGGCAGCAACGGUACCGUCUUGCUGGGCCUCAUAGGUAUCUUCCUCGGUGGGACGCUCACCCGCACAACGCCACCGGUCGGCUGUGGCCGUAUACUUGUACUACUCUGGCUUUCCGCCUGCUUAGUCCUGCGUAACGCCUACACCAGCUCGAUGUACAACUUUUUGAAGACCCCACGGAACGCCACCACACCCGACACGCUCAAUGAGCUGCUGGCCGCGAACUACCGGUUGUAUAUGUACCGCAACUAUAGCUUCAUCUUCGAUGCGUUCCCGCAGGUGCGCCAGCAUUGUCGGCUCGUGACGGCCGGCCAGUUCCGUGGUACGCUCGUGCACGAGCUGCAGCAACCCGGUGCCCGGCUUGCCGUUCUGCUACCGAUCGAAACGCUCACCUAUCUGAACCGUAACCUGAGCCGCGAUGGUCAGCUGCUCCGGAUCGGAAAGCAGCGGGUGUAUGUGCCGCAGCUAGCCCUCUACUGCCCGCAGGCAUCGCCCCUCAUCCGCCCGUUCAAUCACGAGCUCGAGCAUUACACAGCCAGCGGCCUGAUCAGCCGUUGGGCGGCCCAGUACCACCAGCUGCAGUUCCUGCUCGAUCCAUACGAAGCCCCUGCCCCCGACCAGCGGGUUUCGCUCACCAACAUGAGCGGGUGCUUCGUGCUGCUGCUGGUUGGGUACGCGAUAAGCACCGUUGUAUACGUUGGCGAGCUGCGAAGGGCUACCAAGCUUCGUGCAGCAGAAAAGCGAAUCCGCGUCAAAUCAAAGAAAACAUUACAAAACCAAUAG
Molecule: messenger RNA, 2016 nt
Organism: Anopheles darlingi
Lineage: Eukaryota; Metazoa; Arthropoda; Insecta; Diptera; Culicidae
Exons: 2
Coding region: 1-2016 (671 amino acids)
Cellular component (GO): membrane
Molecular function (GO): ligand-gated monoatomic ion channel activity
Source: RefSeq, a predicted model, not a curated record